Rubroshorea leprosula is the source of this 5280-nucleotide messenger RNA. NCBI's taxonomy places the organism in Eukaryota, Viridiplantae, Streptophyta, Magnoliopsida, Malvales, Dipterocarpaceae. The record is from the annotation of a GenBank genome assembly.
GCCUAAUCAAGUCCUUAUUCACCAGAAGCUGCUCAGAAGAUUCCUGGAUUUAGUUCGAGAAUUGAUUGCAGCUGUAAUGGAUGCAUUUGGAUUUGCUCCUUGGAGGUUCGAUUUUUUCUGCUUUCAGUUUGAGCUGCUGAAUCCAGCUGAUUUAAGUUUGGAGUCGAUUGUUUUUGGCUUAGUUUUGUUGAUUGCGCGAUUCAUUUUUCUAAUUUGUUGAGUUCAUGAGUUCAUCAAUCGGGGCUUCCGGCGGAACAGUUUUGUUGAUGGGAACUCCUGAUUAUAGGUUGGUUGAUGUUGUGAAGUCGUGGUCGUGGAUCGGUAGGUGGAGUGAGCCGCCGACUUUGUCCAAGGAAUUUUGGAUGCCCGAUAAGAGUUGUAGGGUAUGCUACGCGUGUGACUCCCAGUUUACCGUAUUCAACCGGAAGCAUCAUUGUCGGCUUUGUGGCAGGGUUUUCUGUGGCAGGUGCACGGCAAACUGGGUUCCUCCCCCAUUUUAUGAGCCAAGGUCCAGUCGGGAAGAUUGGGAGAGGGUUAGAGUAUGCAAUUAUUGUUUCAAGCAGCGGCAGCAGGAAAUAUCAGGAGUUGAUGGUGGGACCAAUGCACCUAGUCCCGUUCUCAGUCCUUCACCAUCUACCACGAGCUUGGUCAGCACCAAGUCGAGCUGCACUAGUAAUAAUAGCGGCAGCAGUGUUGGUUCUACUCCUUAUUCAACUGGUCCUUACCACUGUGUCAACUACGAUUCUUGUCCUAGUCCCCGUCAAGCUGCCCAAAUGAACGCCCCAUCAUUUGAGCAAAACAAUGAAACACCUGGGAGGGGCACAAAUCCAAGUGAAGCUGUGUUAGAUUCAUCUCCAAAUCAUUUUGGAUUUUCUGGUAACAGGAGUGAUGAUGAAGAUGAUGAUUAUGGUGCUUAUUAUUCAGAUUCUGAACAAAGGCAUUAUUCUCAGGCCGAAGAUUAUGUUGCUGCUAUCAAUUUUGAUGAAAUCAAUCAUGACCAUGGAUCAAAUAAAGUGCAACUUGAUGGAGAUAACAUUGAUGCAGGAACAUUAAGUAGCUCACAAUUACCUCAGAACUUUAAUUCUCAGGAAGCACAUGAAAUCGAUAAAGUUGAGGAAGUGGAUAAGCCUGAUAAUGGUGUUGCAUAUAAUGUUCCUGGGUAUGAUGUGAAUGGUGCAGACACUGAACGUGUAGAUUUUGAUAACAAUGGGCUACUUUGGCUACCUCCUGACCCAGAGGAUGAAGAGGAUGAGAGAGAAGCUCUUUUAUUUGAUGAAGAUGAUGAUGAUGCUACAGGGGAGUGGGGAUAUUUACGAUCAAAUAGUUUUGGUGGUGGGGAAUACCGCAAUAGGGAUAAGUCAAUUGAGGAGCACAAGAGGGCCAUGAAAAAUGUGGUGGAAGGGCAUUUUAGAGCUUUGGUAGCUCAGCUUUUGCAGGUUGAGAACCUGCCUGUCGGUGAUGAAGAUGGCAGAGAAAGUUGGUUGGAUAUAAUCACAUCUUUGUCAUGGGAGGCUGCUACACUCCUUAAGCCAGAUACAAGCAGGGGAGGAGGAAUGGAUCCAGGAGGAUAUGUGAAGGUUAAAUGCGUAGCUUGUGGGAAUCGGAAUGAAAGUACUGUGGUUAAAGGAGUUGUUUGUAAGAAAAAUGUGGCUCAUCGGCGAAUGACAUCAAAAAUAGAUAAGCCGCGGCUUCUAAUUCUUGGAGGAGCUUUGGAGUAUCAGCGUGUUGCUAAUCACUUGUCGAGUUUGGAUACUUUAUUACAGCAGGAAAUGGACCAUUUGAAGAUGGCAGUUGCUAAGAUUUAUGCCUACCGCCCUAAUGUUCUAUUAGUGGAGAAGUCAGUAUCUAGGCAUGCACAGGAGUACCUUCUUGCAAAAGACAUAUCACUUGUUCUGAAUAUUAAAAGGUCACUCUUAGAGCGUAUAGCACGCUGUACUGGGGCAGAAAUAGCCCCGUCCAUUGAUCAUCUUACAUCACAGAAGCUGGGGUACUGUGACACAUUCCAUGUGGACAAAUUUUUUGAAGUGCAUGGAAGUGCAGGGCAAGAUGAGAAGAAGUUGACGAAAACUCUAAUGUUCUUUGAGGGAUGCCCCAGGCCUCUGGGUUUUACUAUUUUACUCAAGGGUGCCAAUGGAGAUGAGUUAAAGAAAGUGAAACACGUGGUCCAAUAUGCUGUUUUUGCCGCUUAUCAUUUGGCUCUUGAGACAUCAUUUCUGGCUGAUGAAGGUGCAUCACUUCCGAAUCUCCCUUUGAAAUCUCCUAUAGCUGUUGCUUUACCUGAUAAGCCAUCAACUAUUGAAAAGUCCAUUUCCAUCAUACCUGGUUUUGCUGUCCCCAGUACUGGAAAGCCUAUGGCAUCCCAGCCUAUUAGUGAACCACAGAAAUCAAACAGCCUUAUCUUGGGCAGAGCCUCACCCUCCAAUACUGUGCCCACUUGCAAUUUUGAAGAGGCCAGGGCCAGUUCAAAUCACUUGUCAAAAGGGCCUAUCUCUCAGACUUCCUGUCAAGAAUCCACCUCAAGCUCUGUUGUAGCUACUGCCUCCUUCAAUUUGCUGGCUUCUUUAGGGAAGAAUAUUUCUUCUUGCAAUAAUGAGCCUUCCACAAAUUUUGCUUCUAGAGAGGAUGAUGCAGUGGGUCCUAAAGAACCCAUUGAAGACAAAACAUCUAGUAAUGCAGAAUCUCUGAUGGAUGAUAGGCUACUUUCUGAUUGUUGUCACUUGUCGGAUGCAUCAGAACAAGGUCUUCUCAGAAAUCAAGCUGAUAGCAAUACAUUGGUUGCAAAUCACCUAUUGGGUCCCCAGUUUGCAACUUCAAAAGAUGAUUCUAAUAGUAACACUGAAGAGAUGGGAGCUUCAAAGGAAGAGUUUCCUCCAUCACCUUCAGACCACCAGAGCAUUUUGGUGUCCUUAUCAACAUGUUGUGAGUGGAAGGGCACUGUGUGUGAAUGGGCUCAUAUCUUUCGAAUCAAAUACUAUGGGAAUUUUGAUAAGCCAUUGGGGUGGUUUUUACGAGAUCAUCUGUUUGAUCAGAGUUACCAAUGCCGUUCAUGUGAAAUGCCGUCUGAGGCACAUGUUCGUUGUUAUACUCACCGGCAAGGAAGCCUUACUAUAUCUGUUAAGAAACUGGAAGAGUUUACCUUACCAGGAGAGAGAGAAGGCAAAAUUUGGAUGUGGCAUAGGUGCUUGCGAUGUCCUCGAAUCAGUGGAUUCCCUCCAGCCACUCGGAGGGUUGUAAUGUCAGAUGCUGCCUGGGGUUUAUCCUUUGGGAAAUUUUUGGAGCUGAGCUUUUCUAAUCAUGCAGCUGCAAGCAGAGUUGCGAGCUGUGGCCAUUCCCUUCACAGAGAUUGUCUUCGGUUCUAUGGUUUCGGGAGAAUGGUUGCUUGCUUCCAAUAUGCUUCAAUUCAUGUGCAUUCUGUUUACCUUCCACCUCCAAAGCUGGAAUUUAAUCAUGACACCCAAGAGUGGAUCAAAAAGGAAGUAGAUGAGGUGAAAAGCAGGGCAGAAAUACUAUUUAAUGAAGUGCAAAAUAUCCUUCAAAAGAUGUCAGAGAAAAUUUCAGAUUCAAGGUCACCUUAUGGUGGCUCGAAGGCACCUGAUAGAAGAAUCAAUAUUGAAGAAAUGGAACUCAUGCUGCAAAAAGACACAGAAGAAUUCCAGGAAUCUUUUCAGAAAGCAGUGUCUAGGGAAGGGAGAGCUGGCCAACCAUCAAUUGAUAUUCUUGAGAUCAAUAAGCUGCAGAGGCAGAUACUCUUCCAUUCUUAUGUUUGGGACCGUCACCUGAUAGGGCAUGCAUCCAGUUUAACUAACAAAAAUCUCCAAGAAGUUAUAGGAAGUUCUGUGCGAAAACCUUUAUUGAAGCCUGCAAGUUCUGUGGAGAAACUUGAUGAGAUGAACGUCAGUCCCAAGCCUGGUAAAGCAUUAAAUAAUUCUGACCUUGUCGGUGUGGAGACCAGGCCUAAUAUUAGCCUCUAUCAAGGAGGAAAUAGUGGUAAUAUUGAGACGGAUGAUAAUCAUAAAGAUCAUGGCAUGGAUCAGCACCUAGAUAAUAGAAAGGGCAAUAAGCCUUCUCUUUGUCCUAGUGUGACUUCCAGUGAAAAAUGUAAACCUCUAGAAUCUGGAAAAAUUGCAAGAAGUGCCCUCUCAGAGGUUGAGUUUCCACUUAUGGCAAAUUUAUCUGAUACACUUGAGACUGCCUGGACGGGUGGAGGUCAUCCAGGUAGCAUAUCAGCUAAAGAGAAUGACCAUUCUAUUCCUGAUUCUUCCUUGAUAGAUCCAUCAACAGUGGUAAAAACAGUUGCUGUAAAUUCAGAUCUUGGAGUCAGUAGAAUUGAUCACGGUGGGCCUGAUGUGGCUCGUUCCUCUCCGUCUGUUUCACCUACGAAGGAACCUGAAUUUGUGGAAAAUUCUAUGAGUGUGGCAAGGAUGCCUUCUUCAAAUUCCAAUGCUUCAUUCGGCAAUAUUUCUUCAUUGAAUUCUCCAAAGCUAGUUGUUGGUGAGUACAACCCUGUCUAUGUCUUGUCAUUUAGGGAGUUGGAAAAGCGAAGUGGGGCAAGGUUGCUUCUUCCUGUUGGUGUUAAUGACACAGUUGUGCCUGUUUAUGAUGAUGAGCCCACUAGUGUUGUAGCAUAUGCACUUGUGUCAUCUGAUUAUCAUGUCCAGAUGUCUGAGCUGGACAUAGCCAAAGAUGCUUCAGACACUGCAGUUACAUUAUCCCUUUUUGAUUCAGUGACUCUGCUCUCCCUUAGCUCUUUCGACGAAACAUUGCCAGAUUCCUUUAGAAGUUCAGGAUCUGGUGAGGAAAUUAUCUCCUCUAAAUCUCCAUCCCGAACCUCCCAGGGUGCUGACCCACUGCUCUGCACGAAGGACUUCCAUGCCAGGAUUUCCUUUACAGAUGAUAGUCCUCUUGGCAAGGUCAGAUAUUCUGUGACCUGUUACUAUGCUAAGCAGUUUGAGUCCUUGAGGAGGAUUUGCUGCCCUUCUGAGCUAGAUUUUAUACGGUCUCUAAGUCGUUGUAAGAAGUGGGGUGCCCAAGGUGGCAAGAGUAAUGUCUUCUUUGCAAAGACCUUGGAUGAUCGAUUCAUCAUCAAACAAGUUACAAAGACAGAGCUAGAGUCAUUCUUGAAGUUUGGACCUGAUUAUUUCAAGUAUUUAUCUAAAUCAAUCAAGACAGGAGGCCCAACUUGCUUGGCAAAGAUCUUGGGAAUAUAUCAGGUAUUAUUUGUUGCACUCACACACUCACAAUAAUUAGAGAGCUUAAGUUGCCAACCUGUUAAGAGUAGUU